Paramecium octaurelia is the source of this 4850-nucleotide messenger RNA. The record is from the annotation of a GenBank genome assembly. NCBI's taxonomy places the organism in Eukaryota, Ciliophora, Oligohymenophorea, Peniculida, Parameciidae.
AUGAAAAAGAAGGAAUAAAUCAAUCAAAUUGUGAAUUCUCUGAAAUAUAAACUAUUCAAGUAAUCCUGUGUCUAUUUAGAGUUAUUUACCUAAUUUUGAAGCGAUGGGCAGAUUAUAGAUGGCUAACAAUUCUCUUGUGCUUAAUUCAAUAUCUACAAUUCACCUAUUUAAAUUUUGGACUCAAAGUUCAAUAUGUAUGGUAGAAUAAAGCCUACAGUGACUUGAUUAAUCUAUUAUUAAAGUAUAAUUCUUGUUUAUCUAGGUAUUUUACAAUUACAAUCUAAGUUAAGAAUGUUGGAAUUAACACUUAUUUGACCGUGUUUUAUAUAUGUCUCGGAUUAAUUGUCCUAAGCAUCAUACUAAUCCUCCUUCUAGCCUUUGUUAUUAAAAAUUAGAAGUUAUAAACACCUCCCUUGCUAUUGCUCAAAUACCUACUUAAAAUAAUUCUCACAAUAGGUUUUUGGCCAAUAGUCAGGAUGUAAUUUGGUUUAUUAGCAUGCGAAUAUAAUAAAUAGGGGACAUAUGUUAUGAUGUUUGAAUAAUCAGAAGAAUGUUGGACUUCCGAAUAUUACAUCCAUGCUGUUGUAGCCAUCAUCGGUUUGAUUGUGACAUUGUUGUUUUCCAUGCUCAUGGCAUUCCUAACUUAUGAAUCAAGACAUGCUGGCCAAGACGCUAGUGCUAUGAGAAAUGGCAGAUCAUCUGCUCUACUGCUUCUAUACGUAUUUGUGUAAAUUAUGGUUUAUCAAUUAUUACCCACUCCUCAAUAUACAAUUAUCAUUAUCUUUGUGUUCCUCAUUGGCAGUGCUUGGAUAUUCAUAAGUACUCACCUAGAUUAACCUUAUUACGAUACUUUUAUCCAGAGAAUAUAGUCUAUUCUAUCAGCUGUCAAUUUGUGGACUAUUAUAAUGAUGCUCUAUUCAUAUUCAUUUGAUGGUCAAACCUUUUAAAAGACUGUACAAGCAUGGCUGAUAGGAGUUCCCUUAAUUAUUGGGAUUUUAGCUGUAAGAUAACAGAAAACAGUAGAUCUAUUUGUUGCUAAUUUAAAAAAGCUUAAAAAUGGAAGAUAAAUAAUUCUUUUAUGCGAAUAUCUAGUUUUACUUAUAAAAAGGUCAGAAAAAUGUUAAAGAGCCUAAUUGCUUCUUGAUAGUUUUAUUGAAAUCCAUAAGGAAAUUUGCGAUAGACCUGAUUGCAGUGUGAAAUUAAAAUUGGAAUUGGCUAAUAAAUUCAAAGAAAAUCUAAUUUAUACAGAUAGAAAUUACAUUAUGAUUGAAUUGAUAAUUUAAAUGUACCAUGAAGGAAUUAAGAAAUUUCCAGAUGAUACUCCUCUAAGAUUAAGUUACAUCUAUUUUCUCUUCAAUCAAUAAAGACCAUAUUCUUUGAUAAUGUCAGAACUAAAUCAAGCUAUGGACUUUAAACCCACCUUAGAUUAUGAGUUUCAUAUCUUUAGGUAUAAAACCAUUAUUGAAGAGGAAUCUAAUAAAAAGGCUGAGUUAUUUGAAUCUACAAACUCACUAAAUUAGACGAAAGACUUUAUUGACCAACUAGAAAUAGUGGCUCUGAAGGUUGUUGAAUUUUGGAGUGCCUUGUAAGAGGAAGUGCCAGAUAUGAGUAAAUUAAUGGCCUAUGGAUUCAAAAUUAUUAAGUUACAGGACUUAAUCGAUUACAAAUGGAAUAAACUUUAGGAUAAUAAAUCAUUAAAACUCUACUAUUACCUAUCAAGGUUUUAUUAAUUGGUGCUAGAUGAUUAAGAGAAGGCAGAUUAAUAUUUAUAAUUAUUUUGGACUCUCCAAAAAUCUAAAUAACAAUAAUUAAGUGAAUUAGAGGAAGUUUGCAAUCAAUCAACUCCAACCUUGGUAGCUUCUGCUUAAUUUUAAAAAGUUAACAUUUAUGCAGUUAACAAGUCUUUUUGUAGUUUGUUAGGAUUUUCAAAAGCAGACUUAAUCGACAGAUCUAUCAAUCAAAUAAUCCCAAGCAUGUAAAAAACUAUUAUAUUUUAGCUUCAAUGAAAAGCAUGAUUAAUGCGUGGAGCUAUUUAUAGAAAAUAAAGCAAGAUAAGAAAAGGAAUUUAUCACAUAAAGUGUAUUUUUAGUAACUAAGAGUAAUUAUAUUUUACCAAUCUUUUCAACUAUCAAAUUACUGUAGGCUCAAAAUAAUCAAUUAUUUUUUAUUGCUCAAUAUUAAUAAUCCUUUAGUCCUAAAUAAUUAUGCUAUUUAUUAUUGGACAUAAAAGGUCACAUUGAACAUAUUUCUAGUUCUUGCAUUACAUUCUUGAAAUUAGAUGCUCAAAGAAUCAAAAUGAGAAAAAUUAACAUCAAAGAAUUAUUCCCUGAUUUUUUUCAAAGGAAAGAUGAAUUUCUCUCUAAAAGUGGAGCCAAACUAUAAAUUAAACCUCAUGCUAUGAAAUAUAGCACUAAAACUGUAGAUACAACCUUAAGCUAAUAUGAUUAGAUAGAAUUUUAAUGUUAUUUGUCUUACAUCUAAUUUCCAUGUUUAAAGGAUAGUAGCAAAUACGGAAUGAUAAUCAAAUUAGAAAAACUCAAGGUUAAUGAUGCAGAUUCCCCAGGUAUGAUAUUGCUUCAAGCACAAUAAAAAAGAUUCAAAUAUCCCAUUUUUCAAUAUAUCCCACCAUCUAUUUUCUAUAUGGAUUUUAUGAGUUUGACUUAGAUUGAAGAAUCAAUUAACAAUAACAGUCAUGUCGAAGAUAAUACAUCAAAAAUAUCAAGAAUUGCUGAUUACUUUUUAAUGGCUAAGAAAAUGACAUAAUCUAUUAAACAUGUUGUAAGUUAUGAUGAUGGAAUUAAAAUUAAAAGACUGUGGGAUGGCCAAAUAAUAGAUAUCUAGGAUAAUAACUAGGGUUCAGAAGAAAUGGAAGAGGAAAGUAACGAACAAACAAAAAAUAAGGAAAAUGAAGAGAAAGAAAUUGAAAUCUAAGAAUUUUAACACUAUUUCAAAUUAUUCCAAUCUAAAUCCACUAUCAAAAAGCUUCUAAUUAGUUCCCACAUUCCAAACGCUUUAAAGUUAACUAAUGUGUUUAUCCAAAUUUCCUUAUUCACUCUUUUUGCAUCAGGAUUAGUUGUCUUCUUGUUUAAUUUGAAUGAUGACACUUAAGUAUCAAAUAUGAUAUUCAACUUAAGUUUAACAAACAAACGAUUAUCUAGUUGCUUGAUGAUUAAUGCUAUCUUGCAAGAUCUUAGAUUGGUAAGAUAUGGUGAGAUUAGAAAUACUAGGUCUGAUCUUGAUGAAAUUUUUAAUUAUAAUUUAGAAUUGAUGGAAUAGGAAAUAUAAGAACUUAUCGCAAUUCAUUCGAAUUUGAGUAUGAUUGAUACAUAUAUAAAUGAAGAAUAUCAAAUAUAUGAAACAAUCUACUUCACUCAAAACGUAGAACUGCUUUCAUUAGAUGGAAGCAGCCAGAAUUACACCUACAAGGAAUCCAUAGAUUAACUAAUAGCUAAGGCAAUUCAAUUAAAUUAAAAAUAAAUUUCCUUAUUUGAUGAUUCAAAUGUUGACUUCUUUUACUACAAUUAUAACAUUUUGAAUUCAGUAACCCAAUAUUCUUACAUACCUUUGAAUUAUUUCUAUUACUCAAUCAAAUCAGUGUCUUAGAACUCACUUGAUAACAAGACAGCCUUUAUAAUAUUACAGACCUUUCUGUUAUUAAUUGCAUAUGUUUUAAUAGCAUUUUACUUGAUUUAUUUUAGUAGAUAGCUUCAGUAAAUAUAUUUGUUUUAUUUUGAAAUUAAUGAAUAACGUAUUCAUGCAGUAGUUUAAAAUUGCGAAAAAUUCUUAUCUAUUUUAAAUGUUGGGGAUGAAGAGUAGGUAUUUAUUAUAAUUUUUCACUUUAGGAUGAGGACAACGAGGAACAUUAAUUCAACCACAAUCAUAAUCAAGAACAAGAAGAAUUGAAAAUGUUGAACAAGAAAACUAAAAAAGUUUGGAAAAAUAGCAAUGCCAAAAUUUACAAAUUGAUGAUAACAGCAUUCUUUAUCUUUAUGCUUCUCCAAUGCUACUUUAUCUAUCAAUAUUAUUCAGCCUAAUAAGUAGUAGAGGAUACAUAUCAUUUAUGUCCCAUUUUGAAUACUACAUCCCAGUUGGAAUCUUAAUAUCGUUUUGGAGAUAAUGUUAUUAGAGAAUAUAUAAUGAAUCCCAGCAGGAACAUAUUUAGUACAUCCCCUUCAACAUUUAUUGAAACCUACCUAACAUAGUUGUAUGAUGUGAAUGCAAAUAUGCAAACUUAAUUCACUUAAAAUGUUGAUUUAUUCUAACAAGAUUUUAUUAAUGUAUUUCAGUAACUGUACAUUUAAAAUCCUUGUCCACUUCUAGGACAAUUAUAAACUUUUAUCACUGAGGAAUAUUGUAACACUGUAUUAGACGGGACGGUUUCUGAUGGACUAUCAAUAGGCUUAACUAAAUUUUAUGAAAAUCUGAAGAUAUUAUAACUAGAUUAUGAAAUGUAAAGAUUGCAGAAUUAAACAGAGGCACAAAAUAAAUAAUUCGGAAUCUUAUUACUAAGUACCAAUUUUAGUGUAGAGGUAAGGGUUAUGGAAAAGAUCAUCAUUAGAUACACUCAAAGAUAUUUAAUUGAAAAGUUAGAAUAAAGUAUUAGUAAUUCCUUCAAGAAUUUAUCAAUUACCAGAGGAACUCUUUUUAUUUGUUUCACAUUUUACUUAUUUUUUAUUGCAUUCUUUUUAUGGAUUCCUAGUAAUUCGUCAUUGACUAAGGCAAUGCAAAAAAGUCGAACUCUCUUGCUACUUAUGCCGAUGCAGAUAUUAACAAAGUAAAUAUAAUGAUUAUAUACGUUUUAUAGUUCAACUCCAAUUCGGAGAUACUUGAGAGCUGUACUAAAGAAGUGA